UCCGGAUGGGGGUGGAGGUGGUGGGGUGGGGAGGAGGUUGAAACGGGACUGCAUGCUUCGAAUAGAAAUGGGAUUUUUAAUGUUGCACACAGCGGACGCUCUUGCCUGUGCGCAGCCGGGGGGACUGUAGUACGCUUUUUUGGGGGGUGGGGGGUAAUGUUUGCCAAGGAAUAAAAAAAAAAACAAAAAAAAAAAACGGUGUAGCCGAAGGUGCAUAACAUCUCGUUUCCAUGGACAACACGUCCAUAAUAACACAGGUUGCAAAUCCGAAAGAGGAGGAGAGCAUUUCUUCAAGUCAAGAUAAAGUCUCCCAGUCCAACAGCAGCCUAAAGAAGCACCGGAGCCGGAGCAUUUUCAGCCCCUUCUUCUGCUGCUUCCGCAACUACAAUGACUACCACGUGGAGCCACCACCCGCCAACAACAAGACACUUUCUCUGCCGCCGCCAGAAGAGAAUGGCAGUCCUCCCAAGUGUGACCAGGUCCAGGUCAUCCCCAUCCCCAGUCCUCCAGCGAAGUUCCUCCUGCCCGAGGCCAGUAUAGCAGACUACGGCAAGAACUGUGUGGUGAUCGACCUCGAUGAAACCCUCGUUCACAGCUCCUUCAAGCCCAUCAGCAAUGCAGACUUCAUUGUUCCAGUGGAGAUUGAUGGGACUGUUCAUCAGGUGUACGUGCUGAAGAGGCCCCACGUGGACGAGUUCCUCCAGAAGAUGGGGGAGCUCUUCGAAUGUGUCCUCUUCACAGCGAGCUUAGCCAAGUAUGCUGACCCUGUGGCAGACCUGCUGGACCAGUGGGGGGUGUUUCGCUCCCGGCUCUUCAGGGAAUCCUGUGUUUUCCACAGAGGAAACUAUGUCAAAGACCUCAGCCGGCUGGGCCGAGAGCUCAGUAAAGUCAUCAUCAUAGACAACUCACCUGCCUCCUACAUCUUCCACCCUGAGAAUGCAGUCCCGGUGCAGUCCUGGUUUGACGACAUGACGGACACAGAGCUGCUGGACCUGAUUCCUCUGUUCGAGGGCCUCAGUAAGGAGGAGGACGUUUACAGUCUGUUACAGAGCUUGAGGAACAGGUAGCAGACGGCGGCUCCAGCUGGUUCUUCCUGCCGCAGCCCCGCUGCACAGAGGCCUCACCUCGCUGCCACGGCCCUGCAGCUCAUCUCCCGUCCUCCUUGGAGUCCCAGCGUGGCCCCUAAUCUGAUGACUUCAGGCUAUUGUUCCGGUCAUAAUGAAAUCUAGAGACAACAACUGUAUGGAUUCUUACCAUCUCUGCGUUUUUGGACUCUUUGUACAGGACUCCUACUGACAAAAGAUUAUAUUACUGUAUGUACAUACUAUAUGUUUCUAAGAGCAAGACAUACAUAAAGUAAUUUUUCUAUCAGAGAAAGGAGGUUUUACUAUUCUAUCAAGUAAUAUUUUAGUUACCAAAAAUAAUCGAAUAGACAGAACGAAGAGUUUUUUUCUUUUUUCAAGAAGGUUGACCUUUUGUUGUUUUUUUUUGGUUGUUUUUUUUUGUGUAGAGCUGUGCUAUGCAGGCUGUUGUUUCUCGUCUGACCUUUUGUUCAAACAACUGUGAUUUAUCUUCUCUUACAGAAUGAAGUGCCUUCAUUACUGUGCUGAUUUUGUUGUGUCGGGUUAUGGGGUGCACAUUUUUAUGCUGCAUAUUUACUCAAAUCUCCAAAAGCAUAUUAACUAAAAUCCUUCAAUUCAAGUAUGAACUGAGUCUUUGGUAAUUGUCAUUUAAUCUGAGAAAACAGAAAAUAAUGAAUUACUAGAAAUGUAUCCAACUAGCCUGUUAGACCUGAAUGAUUCUUUGUGUUUGAGUUUAGUAACAUUGAAUUGUUAAAUUUACCAAAUAUUUUUACAAUUCAAUGUGAUUUGUGGCUGAAUGACGUCAUUUGAUCUUUGACAGUGGCUGUAAAUUGAUAAUCCUUAAAGACAUUGAAACCCCCCACGUUAUUACUGAAAGAAAAAAAAGAAACCUUUGUGAUGACAUCACCGUCCACCAAUAAAUGUUAAACUUUUGAGGAAAACAUAAUAAUUAGCUUAGAUUACAUGAAAUUCUAUUUAUUGGGGAAAAUGGGUUUGGGUGCAUUGUAAAGACUGCUGUUGAAAUCGUACUGUACAACAUUAUUAAAGUUGCAAGUUUGCACACUGUCA
This is a messenger RNA of Dicentrarchus labrax (European seabass), 2150 nucleotides long. RefSeq names its product CTD (carboxy-terminal domain, RNA polymerase II, polypeptide A) small phosphatase-like a (gene ctdspla). Bases 231 to 1067 code for a protein of 278 amino acids. NCBI's taxonomy places the organism in Eukaryota, Metazoa, Chordata, Actinopteri, Moronidae. Gene Ontology annotation, molecular function: RNA polymerase II CTD heptapeptide repeat phosphatase activity. The transcript has 8 exons. The record is from RefSeq and is a predicted model, not a curated record.